AUGAGUAGUCAACUGCCUCCAGCGUCCAGGCACAAUAGUUUGGUACAUAAACCAAACAUUUCAACUUUGAAGAAAUCUAUCAAUCAAACUGAGAAUGCCACCACCACCAAUGUUACUAGCCAUAGCAAGCCCUCUUCUCCAACUCACUCGUCUGUUGCUGGGGAGAAAACAGUGAAGAAACUGAGGUUAUCGAAGGCACUGACAAUUCCGGAGGGAACCACAAUAGUUCGCCUCUAUCGGCGGAUGGCAACGAGACGAAAUGAUGAUGUUCUACUGACUGAUGCAAAUGCCUUACUCUCUGGCAUAGUAACUGACAAGGAUAUUGCAACUAGGGUUAUAGCGGAGGAGUUGAGGCCUGAGCAGACAAUUAUUUCGAAGGUCAUGACGAGGAACCCCAUUUUUGUGACUGCAGAUUCAUUGGGUAUUGAAGCCCUUCAGAAGAUGGUGCAAGGUAAAUUUAUUUCAGAAGAAUUAUUGACAAGAUAUUGUCAAUUCCGCCAUCUUUCUGUUGUGGAAAAUGGUGAAAUUAUAGCAUUGCUGGAUAUCACAAAAUGCCUUUUUGAUGCAAUAUCAAGGAUGGAAAAGGCUAUAGAACAGGGAAGUGCAAUUGCUGCAACUGUUGAAGAAGUUGAACGACAGUGGGGGAACAACUUCUCGGCUCCAUCUGCAUUUAUAGAAGCCCUGCGGGAGCGGAUGUUCAAGCCCUCUUUGUCAGCCAUUGUUUCUGAAAAUACCAAGGUGGCAAUAGUAUGCCCCUCAGAUCCUGUGUACGUUGCUACUAAGAAGAUGCGAGAAUUACGGGUCAACUUAGCUUUAAUCACUGUUGGAAACAAAAUUCAGGGGAUAUUAACCUCAAAAGAUAUUCUUAUGCGCGUUAUAGCACAAAAUCUAUCCCCUGAGCUGACACUGGUGGAAAAGGUAAUGACCUCAAACCCUGAAUGCGCAACAUUAGAGACUAUGAUACUUGAAGCACUGUAUAUAAUAAUGCAUGAUGGGAAGUUUCUGCACCUUCCGGUUCUAGAUGGAGAUGCAUAUGUUGUCUCCUACAUAGACGUAUUGCAGAUAACUCAUGCAGCUAUAUCUAUGGUGGAAAACAGUUCGGGUGCUAUCAAUGAAGUGGCUAAUACUGUGAUGCAGAAGUUUUGGGAUUUGGCACUGAAGCUGGAGCCACCAGAUGAUUAUGAUACGUUCAGUGAGAUCUCUUUGUCUCAAUUGAUGAUGUUAGAAGGGACGUAAGCUGGAAAACCUGGAUAUCCAUCGUUGGGUCUUGGAAAUACAUUUUCUUUCAAAUUUGAUGACCUUAAAGGUCGUAUCCACAGAUUUAAUUUUGGGAGUUCUAGUUUACUGGAGCUUGUUACUGCGGUUAUGCAAAGGUUAGGUGCAAUAGAUGAACAAAAUCGUCCUCAACUUUUGUACGAUGAUGAUGAAAGCGAUAAAGUUCUGCUGACAACUGAUGGUGAUCUUGUUGGUGCAGUUAACCACACCAAAUCACUGGGACUAAAGGUCUUAAGAUUGCAUCUAGACUACUCUGAUGUAAACCAAGAAAAAUCAGUGCAACAAACGAGUACUGACUCUGUAGAGAAAGAUGGAUGGGGUUCACUGCACAUAGGAAUUUUUGCAGACGCUGUUGUACUAACAAGUGUUGGUGUAUUGGCCUACUUGAAGUGCACCAAUACAUGGUAAGCCAACUUAUAAGGAUUCUAUUCCGCUAAAAA
Capsicum annuum is the source of this 1715-nucleotide messenger RNA. Its product is annotated as CBS domain-containing protein CBSCBSPB3-like. Gene Ontology annotation, molecular function: protein binding. Lineage: Eukaryota; Viridiplantae; Streptophyta; Magnoliopsida; Solanales; Solanaceae. The record is from RefSeq and is a predicted model, not a curated record.